Molecule: messenger RNA, 2621 nt
Organism: Fundulus heteroclitus (mummichog)
Lineage: Eukaryota; Metazoa; Chordata; Actinopteri; Cyprinodontiformes; Fundulidae
Product: zinc finger protein Aiolos
Exons: 10
Coding region: 558-2135 (525 amino acids)
Biological process (GO): regulation of transcription by RNA polymerase II
Molecular function (GO): DNA-binding transcription factor activity; RNA polymerase II cis-regulatory region sequence-specific DNA binding
Source: RefSeq, a predicted model, not a curated record
GCACCUCCCUUAGCAGACCUGGUCACGCAUUCUGUCUAGAGAUUGGUCUGUCUUCUUGGAAAAUUGGAUGUAAGCUUAAAACACAGGAGCGCCAUCAGUGAUUUUUAUUAAGGUCAAAGCGGGAGAAUCUCAUGGCGGGCCCAAGAUGUGUCAGAGCACGCUUGGAGGGGAUCAGAUGUUGCUCCAACACCUUAACUAGGGAUGUGGUGCGGUGGAGUCCUCACGUCCAGGCAGGGUGGGUCCAGACGAUCGGCACUCUCACCCUCUGACCGCGCCGGGCCGGGCCGGGCCGCCUGAGAGCCCGCUCUCGCCGCUCCGCUGGAUGUCAGGUCUUUGUUGCUCCACCUCGUUCGCAAUGAGUUCCUGUUCCUUUAAGGGAUCUCUCCAGCGUUCGCCGUAGUCACGCUGCGCAGGAUCCAUAUUCAGAGAAAGUCCAGCGGUGGAGUGGGGGAAAUACCAGAGCAGCUCUCCUCUCCUCUGGGUGCUGAGCAACAGGCAAGGGACCCGACUGGACCCGACUGGACCCGCAAAGACCGUCAGACGACCAGCGCCUCGCCAUGAACGCAGACAGGCAUCCCGAGCUCGCGUCCCCGCAGGAGGAAGAGAUGGAAGCGUGCAGUGAUGUCGCAGAGGUGAAGAAACAGGAGGAGGACGAGCACAACGAGGACGCCUCCGUCACUAUGAACGGGAUGCACUCCGACGCUGUCAUGGAUGCACGCAUGAUAAAGACGGAGGCCAAGGAGGCGGACGACAACGAGCCGGCGACGAUCGUGCCCAAAGAGGAAGCGGCGGGGGACAGCGAGGAUGGCAUGGAGGACGGCGUCGACGAGGAGCGGACGGAGGACGACAACGACGAGCAGAGAGACGAGGACGGCCUGAACGAGCCCCAGGACCUGUCGCUGGCGGACUACUCGCGUUACGAAGCAGCGUCCCUGCCAGAGGGCCGAACGGCAACCGCGUCGGACGACGGCGCCGACGACGCCGGCUACCCGCCCGGAUCCACGGGGCCCCGCACUCCGACGCAGGGGAAACUCAGCUGCGACAUCUGCGGCCUGUCCUGCAUCAGCAUUAACGUGUUGCUGGUGCACAAGCGAAGCCACACUGGUGAGAGGCCAUUCCACUGCACUCAGUGCGGGGCCUCCUUCACCCAGAAGGGAAACCUGCUUCGCCACAUCAAACUGCACUCUGGAGAGAAGCCUUUCAAAUGCCCGAUGUGCAGCUACGCCUGCCGACGGCGCGACGCUCUGAGCGGGCACCUGCGCACCCAUUCUGUGGAGAAGCCCUUCAAGUGCAACCACUGCAGUCGCAGCUACAAGCAGCGGAGCUCCCUCGACGAGCACAGAGAGAGGUGCCAUGUGUACAUUCAGAGCAAAGGUCCCGCCGACAGAGCAGAGGACAGCCACACCGUCAGGUCUCAGAUGGGCUCUGAGCGCGCGCUGCUUCUCGACAGGCUCGCCAGCAACGUUGCCAAGCGGAAAAGUUCAAUGCCACAGAAGUUCACUGGCGACAACGGGGUCUGCCUGGACCUGAGCUUUAACAGGGAGCUGCUCCACCGAGCUGACAUGAAGGAACCUCCGCCAGGCUCACCUGGGGCCGAGGGCCAGCUGCAGACUGUCCUCGCAGGCCCAGACGGUGGCGACGCGCCUCCCACCCACAGACCCUACCCGAUCCCGCUCAACCGCACCGACAUCAACCCAAUGGGCCUCACCAACGGCCACAAGAUGCCUCUCCUGGGCCUUCCUCACGGAGCACAGCCGUCCCUCGGCAUGGACUCCUUCCACAACGACGCGUCCCAGAUGGCCCAGCCCGUCAUGUACAGCUUGGGUCACCUGUUGGGGGGGAUCGGUCACCAGAACGGCGUCCCCCACCCGCACAGCCAGCCCAUUCCACUGUCGCCCCUGGAGGCCCUGCGGGUGAUGCGGGCGGACGGGGAGGCUGGGGCGCUGCCCGGCGCCGUGUACCCCUGCGGCCACUGCAAGGUGCUCUUCCUGGACUACGUCAUGUUCACCAUCCACAUGGGCUGCCACGGCUUCCGCGAUCCACUCGAAUGCAACGUGUGCGGCCACCGCAGCCGGGACCGUUACGAGUUCUCCUCCCACAUAGCCCGCGGCGAGCACCGUCUAGAACUCAAGUAGACUGCAUUCUCCUGCACACAAACGGUCCCCGCUCUAUGGAGACAGACAGCGAUCUAGUCAUAUAAGUAGCCGGUAGUAUUAGAAAUGAAAGCAUAAAGUAGCAGCUCUGUCUGUCCUUUGUGUUUGUUAAAGUGUGUGUGAGUAUAGACGUUGUAGGAGUGUGGCGGCCGUUCUUAGUCAUCAGUACUCAUCUGAAAAGAUGGCCUGUAAAGAGUUAUUGCAGGAGUAUUUCUACUCCUUAGCAUGCAUAUAUUUGUGCUUAACGGGGUUGUCUGUUUGCAUCAUAAAGCCAUGUGUUUCAGCUCACACAAAGCGGCACAAAAUACUGUAUUUAUGCUGUAUCUACCGUUUUAUUCUGUCUGUAUAAAGAUGUUUAAAAAAUAAAUAAAAGAACCGCUCUGUCGUCACACACAAACUGCACAAUGUCGAGAGAUGUUUUAGUCUGCCAAUUCUAACUGCAAAAAAAAAAAAAAAAAAAAAAAAAAA